Molecule: messenger RNA, 3018 nt
Organism: Girardinichthys multiradiatus
Lineage: Eukaryota; Metazoa; Chordata; Actinopteri; Cyprinodontiformes; Goodeidae
Product: zinc finger protein 629-like
Exons: 3
Coding region: 176-1357 (393 amino acids)
Biological process (GO): central nervous system development; regulation of transcription by RNA polymerase II
Cellular component (GO): nucleus
Molecular function (GO): DNA-binding transcription activator activity, RNA polymerase II-specific; RNA polymerase II cis-regulatory region sequence-specific DNA binding
Source: RefSeq, a predicted model, not a curated record
GAGAAGCAAAUGCCACACGUGGAGUAACGAGCAUCUUAGAGAGCCGCUGUGGUUUAUCUUCUGAGAACUGCUGCGUUUUUUCAACCCUUCCUCCCCUUGGGAAGGUUAGAUUUAAAUCGCAGGCGAAAGGAAAUGUAACGGGUCCUUCUUUAGGAUUAUCCGAAAGGCUGCAGCCAUGGGCCCAGACACUGCAUCUGAUCCAAAAUCCGAAUCUUCAGAGGAAUGUUUUGGAUUUGUGGAGGUGAACGUAGACCUGGGGUCGGAUUCCAGCGACGGUUCGACCGCCUCUGACCCAGAGAACUCCAAACAACCAAAAACAAACAAAUCUGACAAGUGUUUCCCUUGCCCCACCUGUGGAAAGGUGUUCGACCGGCCAUCGAGGGUGGAGAGGCAUAAACCUGUCCACGAGAGGAAGCCAAAGACAGUUUAUCAGUGUCAACAUUGUGAGAAAAGCUUCACUCAGGAGGAGAGGAUGAUUCGACACCAGAACACCCACAACAGGACCAACAAGCAUCCCUGUCCUGAUUGCGGGAAAGUGUUCAAUAGGCCUUCAAGGUUAGUGAGGCAUAAACGCACACACUCAAGGAAGCCAAAGGUGCCUCAUCAGUGUUCGAUCUGCAUGAAGACAUUCAAUAAACUUCACAAACUUCUUCGCCACAUGCGAGUUCACACAGGGGAGAGGCCUUAUACCUGCCCUGUCUGUGGAAAGGGAUUCUCCGAGGCAGGUCACUGCAAAGCACAUGAGAAGACACAUGAGGAGGAGCCCGAGAAGCCUCACCGCUGUGCUGACUGCGGGAUGAGUUUCUUCAAGGCCUCCUCGCUGCGACGACACUCCCGUUCCCACACGGGGGAGAAACCUUUUAAAUGCUCCCUGUGCGAGAGCAGCUACUCCCGCUCGGAGGGACUUAAAAGACACAUGAGGAAGCACACGGGAGAAAGGCCAUACAAGUGUAUCGUCUGCAGCAAAGGAUUUUAUUCCCGUCAGGAUCUGAGCCUCCAUGGACUGACUCACUCGGGAGAGAAGCCCUAUCUGUGCCCAAUGUGCGGCAAAUGCUUCUCGCAGCUGGGCAACAUGAAGGAGCACGAGCAGAAUGUCCAUAUUAAAUCGGAGAAAUAUAUUUGCAAUGAAUGUGGGGUGACGUUCAACAGGUACAAUUCACUGACGAAGCAUCAGCGCGUUCACACCGGAGAAAAACCUUAUGUGUGCCUCACAUGUGGUCGCAGGUUCUCCUGGAGCCAUUCCCUCAGCAGGCACAGAAGGACUCACGCUCACCGUCAGGUGGCUUCAGAAACCUCAGAGGAUUUGGAAAGCCUUGCUGGACCAUCUGGAAAUCCAAAAAGUUGUAAACUUAAUUAGAUUCCUGUAGAGACAACCAGGCAGCUCUGUAGUUUGAUAGUUUACUCGCUUAUUUGGACCAUUUGUGGUGAUUCACUUUGAUGUCCACAUGUACUAUUUGGAUAUAUAAUGAAGAGCGAACCAUCUUAUCCUACUUUGUUCCAGGAAUUGAAAUUUCAAGAGUACCUCAGUGUAUUUACAGUGGGGAGAAAGGUAUUUGAUACACUGCUUAUUUUGCAGCUUUUCCCACUUGCAAAGAAUGUCUUUAAUUUUUAUCAUAGGUCUUCAACUGUGAGUGACUGAAUUUAAAACACAAAUCCAGUUGAAAAGUACCUAUGAUAAAAAUUAAGGACUUCUACGUGCUUUGCAAGAGGUAAAACCUGCAAAAUCGGCAGUGUAUCAAAUACUUGGUCUCCCCACUGUAUGUGAGUCCAAAUAAGACUAAGUGUUGUGUUUGUUGCAACAAGAAUAAUGCAGUUUUAUGCAUUAGUCCAUACUAGAGGGAGCUCAAUGAUACGGUUUUUAUUUCUGCAGGUAAAUACAUUGUAGGACUGUAGUGAAGGGCUCCUAUACAGCAUUCUGUACAGCACUGUUGAUUUCAGUAACAUGGUGGCGAGGUGUGAAUAGCAGUUUUAGUUGUUCUAAAAAUAAUACAUUUAAAUAUUUACAGUUUAGGUUCUGCUUUUUUUAUACUUAGAAAUAUAUUGUACUGGCCUUACAUUGCAUUUUGUCUCAUUACAACCACACACUUCACGACAUUUUAUUGUAAUGUUACGUGAUAAUUAUAACACAAUGUAGCACAUUAUUGUGAAGUGGAUGGAAAUUGUUUUUGUUUUGUUUUUUCUAAAAAAAAAUUUUUCAAAAACAUGUGCAAGGUUUCUACUGAGCCUGGAAAAAUAUUCAUGAUUAUUCAUGAUAUCCAGAUUUCUGUAUGGAAAAAAUGUAUUUCUGGACUGAAUUUAUCUCAUUGUCUAAACGUUGUCUUUCCUUCCUUGUGUCCUUCUAUGCUUCCUCCAGCUUUCUUACUUUAUGUUCGUGUGUUUCCUUCUUUCUGUCUUUUUUGACUGAAAAGGUGACCCUCCAACCCAGUGUCAGGUGUUUUGCAGCCAAAAAGCUUUAUUUUGGUCUCAUCAGUCUAGAACCCCUUGUGCCAUUUUCUCCAUGUCUUCAACUGGACAUAUAGCAAACCUUAUCUCGGAGUUCCUAUGGCCUUCUGUCUCAUAAUGUUGCAGUAAAACACAAUAAAGGAUCGGGUUGUAACGUGAGAAAAAUUAUUUGUUUAAAAUGUAAACAGAACAAUUUUUUCUUGUCGGAGCUCCCUGUAAUAAUAUCCCAUUAGAAAAAGUAAAAGUAUGUUAAAACAUUGAAAUAAGGGAAACGAAAUUUAGAUGUAUUAAUAAAUAAAAUUAGAUUCUCCCAUUUAAUCAAUCCAUUGCAGACUUGGUAGGAGGUAGGUCUGAGCAAGUUUGAGUCAGGCUAUAAUCACUGCCUAUAGAGUUCCUGUGCCUGCUUAUGCCUUGAGUUGCUGUCAUGUGAUUGGCUGAUUUGCCAACCACAUUAGUGUUAACAGACAAUUGAUCUGGUGUGUGUGACAAAAUGGCCGAUGAGGAACGUCAAAUUGACAGGGUCCUUUAGGCCCUCUCUUAGGGCCUAGUAAAUAAAUAAAAGGAUAUUUUAACUGA